GCUCGUUACACUGUCAGCGGAUACCACAGUUUAAAUACACAGCGACCUUCAGGCUUCAAGUAGGAGAUAUUUCUGCUUAUACCUUCCGAUGACUGAUAGUGCAUCUGCUAAUCCGUUUGAUCGGAGUCACUUCGCUAGCGAAGGAUACGCCGUGGCCGGCCAAUUCUUGAGUGCAGCACAAAUCGCCGAUUUUCGAGAGGUGAGCAAGAAAUGUGCGCCGAAUCUGGACUUGAAAGCACAGUACCACCAACCGGACGACGUGCACAGAUACGAAUACAUGUUAUUUAACAGCGGGUUCGCGGAAACGUUUAAACCAUUGAUUGACCAUCUGUUAGUGGGACCACUCCCACAGCUGCAGAAGCUGUUUGGACGUCGCAUUAAGAAUACAGUCGCAAAGGGACUGCGCGCAGGGGAUGCAUUCUGCAUAGUCAGCGAGCAAGGCUCCAAAGAUCAGGUUUGGCACACUGACAGCGUUCCCGUGCCCGGGCACUUUGAAGUGGCAGACUGGUGUAGUAGUCUGCACUAUGUGGGGUUUCUUGUACCGCUUGUCCAUACCACGCAUAAGGUACACUCUCACACCCACCACCCGUCCUCGCAGGUGGGAAGGACCGAGAUCCAGCCGCGCAGUCACCUCGGGCCACAGCACACUCUGCCAGCCGUAGCACUGAGCAUGGAGAUGGGGGAUGUGUUAGUACUGGACGGACGCACGCACCAUCGUGGACUAGGCAACACGAGUGCAGAGACAGACGUAGCCACACUCACGGCAAAGGAAGCGGACCAGCGCGCACGGAGGAUAUGUUUCUUUACGUUUAAGCUGCCGUCUUUGAUCGACGCGAACGCGGCGUCCUAUUCUGUCGACCUAACAACAGCAAAUACUGAAGCCAUACACAAGCGAUCGAAACAGGUACAGAAGCACAAAGACAAGAACGGCAAGCGCACUCAUAAGAAACCAUCUAUGCCAGUCCAACUCACGGGUUUAACGAAGACGCAUAAGGCGAUAGUAGUCAAGAAGCCGAAGAAAAAGGGCUGGGCGGUAAAUAAAGUAGAAUAAAUUAUCAGUCAUA
Molecule: messenger RNA, 1064 nt
Organism: Sphaeroforma arctica JP610
Lineage: Eukaryota; Ichthyosporea; Ichthyophonida
Exons: 6
Coding region: 89-1051 (320 amino acids)
Source: RefSeq, a predicted model, not a curated record